CCCUGAGCAGAAGGAGCAGCAUUCGGCCCAAGAGGAGAGCAAGCAGCCGCACUUGCAACUCCAAAAGCACGGGGAGCAAGUCAAACAACAAGAGAGGCAGGUGACAGCGACGGAGCAAGUUGGACAGGAACAGGAGCAAAUAAGACAGAGGCAGGGACACCAAGAGAAGCCCAAACUACAGGAGGAGGGCGAGACCCGGCAGUUGCAACCUGCUGAUGAGGUCUCGGCGCAAUUGGAGGAGGAUGAGUGGAUUUUCCAGGUCUCUCCAGCGGGAGAGGCUGAGCCCAGCGGUUCUCAAGAGGCGUUGCAGCCGUAUGCUCGUGGAACAGCUGCAGGUCCCUCGACGUCCGAGAACGUCACCAGGGAGGAGGUUCCGGGGCUUGCUCAAGCUCUUGCGGCAUUUUCUGGUAGUGCCUCAGGGGUUUCAAGGGAUAAGGGUGCUGCCGUUCCCGGUAUGGGUGCAGCAGCAGCUGCACCAGCAGGCAUGCCUGCCGGUGGCCGGCCUAGUGCGGACCCGUUCUCUGCUGCAUCAGCAACUGCCGGAGGGGGCAAUAAGUUGAGUGCGCCGUUGCUGGCUAGUCUUCUGACGUCAAGAAUAGGUGCGGGUGAAGCACUAGCAGAAGCGGCACCAGCGGCAGAUUCUCGCCUAAUGGCACCUGUAGCGACUCCGGCACAACAGGAGCUUCCAGGGCCUGUGGAGUUAAGUCCUGCUGAUUUAGUUAACCACCCUUUUGUGCGGCUGCCGGUGCCGAAGUUAUCGAAGGUGCAUCAGGUGAUUGUGGUGGACUUUGAACGCGCCCUGACAACUGCUAUUGGCACGCGCAGCGCCAUCCCGUCGCUACAAAAGGCUCGUCAGCUUCUGGCACUUGAGGUUGUUGACGUUUCGGACAUGAUGGAAAUGGCCGUAGUUGCAGCAGAACUGAUAGAGCACGCAUACCACUACGAAUGUCAAGACCUGUCUCGUCAUCAUACAUUCCGUGCAGUCAAGCGACUAGGGGUCCGUUUCCUCAUAUUGGAUGCUGUGGUUUCUAUCUUGACUGUUCUGCGGCAAACACCGGAUCCUAAACUUUGGGAGAGAUUUACAGAUGCCAUUAGUGACGCUGCGCCUCCACCUACGGAAAGGGCAAACUUCGCAGCACGAACGCUCUUCUUUACACACCUGACGCAGAAGCUCAGCAGUGCAAUACAGUUACUCAAGAGGGCUCAGAGACCGGAACCCGCAGAACUCCUGAAGAUCAAGCGGAUGCUCUUCUGCUCCGAAUACUCUCCUUCGGGUCUCAAGCAAAGGGAGUUUGAUUCCUGGAGGGCGGAUGACAGUAACAGGUUUUUUGCACUUGAGCUUCUUUCGCCACAAGAGAUCGAAAUGUAUACCCAUUAG
Eimeria maxima is the source of this 1378-nucleotide messenger RNA. RefSeq lists its product as hypothetical. NCBI's taxonomy places the organism in Eukaryota, Apicomplexa, Conoidasida, Eucoccidiorida, Eimeriidae. The annotation marks the transcript as partial. The transcript has a single exon. The record is from RefSeq and is a predicted model, not a curated record.